Messenger RNA from Myotis daubentonii (Daubenton's bat), 3216 nucleotides. Its product is annotated as pyruvate dehydrogenase (acetyl-transferring) kinase isozyme 3, mitochondrial-like. Lineage: Eukaryota; Metazoa; Chordata; Mammalia; Chiroptera; Vespertilionidae. The coding region runs from base 1534 to 2739 and encodes 401 amino acids. The transcript has a single exon. The record is from RefSeq and is a predicted model, not a curated record.
AGCCUCAUUGGACAUUUUUACUAAUGUGGGAGAGAAGUAAUUAUUUAAUGUAGCAAAGUAAGAACCUGCAUUUGCAAUUAUAGUUAUCAGCCUUAAGAUUUCCAGAAUUCCUUGCUUACCCUUCAGAGAAAAGCAAUGGGGGUUUUAAUUGAACAUUGGGAUUAUAUAUUAGUUACCUAUGGCUAUCAUGACCCAUCCCAAAGCUUAAUGACUGAAAAUAACAAUACUUUAUUUUAUCUGCAGUUCAGUAGAAGAUCUCCUGAUUUAGGGUGAACUUAUCUGGGUGGCUUUGGAGAUUCUGUAUGCACCUGUUGACAUGUUUGGGAGUUGUCUAGGAACAAAAUACCGACUUCUGUGCAUGGGCCAUGAAGUUUCAAUCGCACUGUAUGUGCGCACCCGCACGUGGUAUUUUAUGCAAGAGCCACACUCAAGGGGCCAACGAGCACGGGGCUCGCGAGCCGCAGUUUCCGGACCUCUGGUCUAGGGCCAAGGAAUCAGUUGAUCAAAGUGGCAAUAGAUAAGAUCUUCCAGCCAAAAAGAGGACUCUUAGUCAAGCUUAGUGAUGCUUGUAUUAAAAAGAAAAAAAGAAAUUAUCCAGGAAAGGAAGUAGAGAGGGAGUCCUUAGAGAGGAAAGCUGGGAGUGCACUCGGCCACAAAGUCCAAAACUGGACUUUAGAAAAGAGGGACCAGUUCAUAUUGAUCUCCCACCCCCGGGAUAUGGGCAGGCAGGGCUCAUGGUUCCUGGAAAGAUGCCAGGCGCAGGCUGCCUGGAAGGGCUGUUUAUCAAAAGUCCCAAUGAGAGCGGCGGGAACAAAGCAGAACCAGCCAGUUUACAUUUGAUUCUGCCCAAAGAUGGUGGUGGUCAUGGAAAACAUGAAACAGCCGCUGUCGUUAAGUGGCGAACAGAACCUGAGCAUCACAGUGUGGAGAUGGAAGGAUCACUUAGAAGCGCGACAGCCAGCCUCCAGGGAGGCCUCCUGGGAGAGGUACCUUCGCUUGAGAGAGGCCAGGAGCGGCAUGUGGGGUGAGAUUCCCGGCGUGGGCCCAGGCCUCUUCCCAGUCCUCCUCCUCCACCUCCGCCACCACCUUGCGGCCACUGAGGCCCCAGUCGGGGGCGGGACGUGCGGUAGCGGCGCCGGCCAGCCUGGCUGAGACCCGGGGGCGAGGGAGCAACCAGCGCCGCGCCACAAAGGAAAGCCAAGGCGACAGCGGCCAAUCAGCGGCCAGCGCGUGCGGCGGCCCCGCCCCUCUCGCCCCGCCCCUCCGCUCCCCUCCGGCGCCGCGCACGUGCGGCGGCCGGCUCCGCCCCCGUGGCGCCCCCGUGGGCGGGUCCUGGGGAAGCCGCGGCCGGUGGGCCCGAUCUGGAGAGCCGCUGCCGCCAUUGUUGCUGUUGCUGCGGUAGCUGCAUCCCCGCGUCCAGGCCGAGGCGGAGGCUGCGCGCUGGGCGAACGCGCCUGAUCGGCGGCUCUCGGCCACACCGGCCCCUGCGGCCGCCGGAGUGUCUCGGCUGGUGCGUGCACUGCCCCGGCGAGGAUGCGGCUGUUCCGGUGGCUGCUGAAGCAGCCGGUGCCCAAGCAGAUUGAGCGCUACUCCCGCUUCUCCCCGUCGCCGCUCUCCAUCAAGCAGUUCCUGGACUUCGGGAGAGACAAUGCGUGUGAAAAAACGUCAUACAGGUUUCUACGGAAGGAGCUUCCUGUGCGCCUGGCCAACUCCAUGAGAGAAGUGAAUCUUCUGCCGGAUAAUUUGCUUACCCGCCCGUCAGUGGGAUUGGUCCAGAGUUGGUACAUGCAGAGCUUCCUUGAACUUUUGGAGUAUGAAAAUAAGAGCCCUGAGGACCCAAAGGUCUUAGAUAACUUUCUACAGGUUCUUAUUCAAGUCAGAAAUAGACACAACGAUGUGGUUCCUACCAUGGCGCAAGGAGUGAUUGAAUACAAGGAGAAGUUUGGGUUUGACCCGUUCACUAGCACUAACAUCCAGUAUUUCCUGGAUCGCUUCUAUACCAACCGCAUCUCCUUCCGCAUGCUUAUCAACCAGCACACGCUUCUGUUUGGUGGUGACACAAAUCCUGCUCAUCCCAAACACAUCGGAAGUAUCGAUCCCGCCUGCAACGUGGCCGAUGUCGUGAAAGAUGCCUAUGAAAACGCCAAGAUGUUAUGUGAACAGUAUUACAUGGUAGCCCCUGAGUUGGAAGUUGAAGAAUUCAAUGCCAAAGCUCCAGGCAAACCUAUCCAGGUAGUUUAUGUGCCCUCACAUCUGUUUCACAUGCUAUUUGAGUUGUUCAAGAACUCGAUGAGAGCAACCAUUGAACUCUAUGAAGACAGAAGCGAGGCCUACCCCACGGUUAAAGCCCUUGUUGCUCUGGGUAAAGAAGACUUGUCCGUUAAGAUCAGCGACCUCGGUGGUGGCGUCCCCCUUCGAAAAAUAGAACGUCUUUUUAACUACAUGUAUUCCACUGCUCCUAGACCAAGCCUGGAGCCUUCAAGAGCUGCCCCUCUGGCUGGAUUUGGUUAUGGCUUGCCGAUUUCUCGUCUGUAUGCUAGAUAUUUCCAAGGAGAUCUAAAACUCUAUUCUAUGGAAGGAGUGGGUACGGAUGCUGUAAUUAAUUUGAAGGCUCUUUCAAGUGAAUCAUUCGAGAGGCUUCCCAUAUUCAAUAAGUCAGCAUGGCGCCGUUACAAGACCACACCUGGAGCCAAUGAUUGGAGCAAUCCCAGCAGAGAGCCCAGAGACACUUCUAAAUAAAAGGCAAAACAGUAAUAAAUUACUUCGCUUUCUUAAAAAAAAGGAAAAAAAAAGUCCUAAAGAGGGGAGAGGCAGGAAAAAUUAAAUAGUUGUUGAUUGGGCCAAAGCUGUAAAGUCUGAAUGAUGCAAUGAAGACAGAUAACAAGAUAGAAGAAUCAGGGGAUUUAGUGGCCCAGAGGAUUAAAGCACAUCAAAAUUCAGUUUAACACACGGGUCAACAUAAUUGGUGAAUGCUAAGUCUUGCUAGCAUCCCCUUCACUUGGUUCAUGGCAGUGUAAAAGCCCCAUGCACUCAGUAUACAAUAAUCAGACAAUAAAUAGGUUCAUGGCAGCUGCUGCUCAGGAGCAAAUUGAGGGAGAACACAUUGCAGUGAAGUAAGAGAUGUGGGAUUCUGGGAAUUCUGGUGACUGCAGGAGGUUUGAAACGCUUCUACAAAAGGUCAAGGCAUUAUAUUUUAACUCUGGGAGUGUUCUCUUU